Messenger RNA from Cynara cardunculus var. scolymus (artichoke), 2590 nucleotides. Its product is annotated as probable galactinol--sucrose galactosyltransferase 1. Lineage: Eukaryota; Viridiplantae; Streptophyta; Magnoliopsida; Asterales; Asteraceae. The record is from RefSeq and is a predicted model, not a curated record.
UUAAAUUAUUGGUGUCGUGUUCUUCUUCCUGCUUCAAUUCAGAGAAGAUGACGGUCGGAGCAGGCAUAUCGGUCGCUGAUCGGAACCUCAAUGUGUUUGGGAAGCCUCUAUUGACUGACCUCCACGACAAUGUUUUCGUCACUUCAUCAACCGGUGACGGGAUCAUCAAUGGCGCCUUCAUCGGGGUUCGAUCGGAUCAGGCUGGUAGCCGCAGAGUCUUUCCCGUCGGAAAACUCGAGGGAUUGAGGUUUAUGUGUGUGUUUCGCUUCAAAUUAUGGUGGAUGACACAGAGAAUGGGGACAUCUGGUCAGGAUAUUCCCACUGAGACUCAAUUCCUUUUAGUUGAAACCAGUGAUGGUUCACAUUUUGGGGAAGAUAAUGAAGUUGACGAUGGGUCUCACCAAUCUGCUCUAUACACUGUCUUCUUGCCCAUUCUUGAGGGUGAUUUUAGAGCUGUUAUACAAGGAAAUGCCAAUAAUGAGUUGGAGAUUUGCUUGGAGAGUGGAGAUCCUGCUGUGAAAGAUUUUGAAGGGAGUCAUUUGGUUUUUGUUGCUGCUGGAUCAGACCCCUUUGAUGUUAUCACCAAUGCAGUCAAGACUGUGGAGAUGCAUUUGCAGACGUUCUCUCAUCGCGAUAGAAAGAAGGUACUUUGGUUGAUUUCGUAAGAUGACUCUUUUGUAGGUAAUUAAUCGAUAAAUAUUACUCUCUUACGCAUCAUAUUUGUUCAGAUACCAGACAUGUUAAAUUGGUUUGGCUGGUGCACAUGGGAUGCUUUCUACACUGAGGUUACUUCUGAAGGUAUCAAACUAGGCCUUGAGAGUUUCAAGAAAGGAGGAAUUUCCCCAAAAUUUCUUAUCAUUGAUGAUGGAUGGCAAACAGUUGGUAUGGAUCCCAGUAGUGUUGAAGCUAAAGCUGAUAAUUCAGCUAAUUAUGCAAAUAGGUUAACGCAUAUAAAAGAGAACCACAAAUUCCAGAAAGGUGGUAAAGAAGGUCACAGAGUGGAGGAUCCAUCCAUGGGACUUGGUCAUAUUGUUACAGACAUUAAAGACCAUCAUAACAUGAAGUAUGUUUAUGUUUGGCAUGCAAUAACUGGAUACUGGGGUGGAGUGAGACCUGGAGUGGCUGAAAUGGAGCAUUAUGAUUCCAAAUUGUCUUUCCCGGUUUCAUCUCCAGGAAUUGAAUCCAAUGAAAAUUGUGGUGCUUUGAAAGCCAUUACUGAAAACGGGCUUGGUCUUGUGCACCCUGAGAAAGUUUUCAAUUUCUAUAAUGAAUUGCAUUCUUAUCUCGUGUCUGCUGGUAUUGAUGGUGUCAAGGUAGAUGUUCAAAACAUUCUUGAAACACUUGGAGCAGGCCAUGGUGGUCGAGUGAAACUUGCCAGAAAGUACCAUCAGGCAUUGGAGGCUUCCGUUUCUAGGAACUUCCCUGAUAAUGGCAUCAUUUCUUGCAUGAGUCACAACACAGAUGGUUUGUACAGUGCAAAGAAGACAGCAGUUAUAAGGGCAUCGGAUGAUUUCUGGCCGAGGGUUACAGCUUCACACACGGUCCAUAUUGCUUCUGUUGCUUAUAAUACUAUCUUUCUUGGGGAGUUCAUGCAGCCCGAUUGGGAUAUGUUUCAUAGCUUACAUCCAAUGGCGGAAUACCAUGGUGCUGCUCGUGCUGUGGGCGGCUGUGCUAUUUACGUCAGUGACAAGCCUGGACAUCAUGACUUCAAUUUGUUGAAGAAGCUUGUUCUUCCUGAUGGAUCCAUAUUAAGGGCCAAACUUCCAGGGAGGCCAUCAAGAGAUUGUUUAUUUACUGAUCCCACUAGAGAUGGAACAAGUCUUUUGAAAAUCUGGAAUCUAAACAAUUUCAGUGGGGUGGUGGGAGUUUUCAACUGCCAGGGAGCAGGGUGGUGUAAGGAUGGAAAAGAGAUCCUCACCCACGACGAGCAACCAGCGACCAUCACUGGCUUCAUCCGAGCUAAAGAUGUCAACUACUUGCCUCGAGUUGCAGAUUCUACUUGGGAUGGAGAUGCCGUUGUAUACAGUCAUCUUGGCGGAGAAUUGGUUUACCUUCCAAAGAAUGCAUCUAUCCCAGUAACAUUGAUAUCUAGAGAAUAUGAGGUGUUUACGGUAGUUCCUGUCAAGAAAUUGUCGGGUGGGGUUAGUUUUGCUCCUAUUGGUUUGACUGAAAUGUUCAACUCUGGGGGCGCGGUCAUGGAAGUAAAGUACGAGAUGGAGAAAGAAGGAAGCGUGUGGAUGAAGGUUCGAGGGUGUGGUGUGUUUGGAGCAUAUUCGACGAAAAGACCGAAACGGGUGACGAUGGACUCGAAAGAAAUCGAGUUUGGGUAUGAAGAGAAAAGUGGGUUGAUUAGUGUAAAAGUGAGUGUUCCAGAGAAGGAGUUGUAUUUAUGGGACAUCAAGAUUGAAGUGUGAAGAAGUAGAAACCCAUUAUUUUCAUAUCAGUAACGAAGUUUUAUCGUAAGCAGAUUGUAUCCAUCGAACAAAUAUAGGUUCGAUUAAGAUUGUAGUGUGAUCGAUCGUGUUGUAAAUCUCGAACCUUAUUCAAACAAAAGAUUCAUAUUAUAUGCGUUAAUUCGUAAUUCUGUUUU